GGGGGGGGGUGACGGCCCCAGAUCGCGCCUCUGCAACGGAGCCGCGGAUCCAUCCGAAGGAGCGGUGAUAUGAGCCAUGCCAGCACAAGUCUUUUCUCCUUCUUCUUCUCCUUCUUCUCCUUCUUCUCCUCGUGGCAGUGGGCGAGCCUGACUGGACGCACACGGCCGGACUGUAAGAAGAGACUUCAUCACCGAGCUCCGGCGCGUCAACGACAAUAAGAGAGACUUUCGUCGGUCGCUUACAAACACACCACGUUGCUGUAAAUCAAGCCGGCAGCAUCGAGCCCAAGUGCAAGACGAAUGGUUUGGGCAUGGUGCCCACGCCCCAGGUGUGCGUAUCAACCCUGGUCACGGUGAGCACGAUGGCAGUGGUGGACCUCUACCUAUUGGAGCAGAGCAUGCUGGGGGCUCAUGGUCCUCCAGGGCCUAGUGUCUGGCAGUGCGUGACAGUGUUGCUAGGUGACGUAGGCUUUCUGCUGGCCCUGCGCUUCGUGUCAGCGGGCGUGGUGUCAGAGGUGCGGUCACCACGACGUGGCUUUGCCAACGCCCUCUGGUUCCUGUUCCUCUCCCUGCUCCAGCUUAAGCUCUUCUUCGUCUGCCACAACUACAGACAGGAACGUCGGCCGCCCGACCCCCUGGCCAGGAAGACACUGACGCUGCUGCUGUCCAUCUGCCUGCCGUCCUUGUUCCUCAUCCUGACGGGAGCUGACCACAUGACCCCUCAGCGCAGGAAGCAGGAGGUGCGGGGUCGGCUGCUGUGGGUGGUCGUGGACCUGCUGGAUGUACUGGACCUGCAGGCGGGGCUGUGGGAAGUCCAAGGAGGGGCCACAGCUGGGACUGGAGGGGUCGUCGAACAGAAGCUGCCCAUCUGGGCCGAGGGCCUGGUCUUCUUUUACUGCUACGCCCUACUGCUGCUUCUGCCGUGUGUGGCCCUAACAGAGCUCGGGGCCACAGGUCUGCCAGGACAGAGGGGGCCCCGCAAGGAGGCUUUGUACCCUUGGCUCAGCUUGGUCACUAUCAAUAUCUUCACCCUGGCCCUGAGGGGCACGGGCAUGCUGUGGUACCGGGACCCCCGUGUGUCCACUGUGUUCCUGGGGAAGAACCUCCUGGCUCUGGCUGUGAAACUGAGCUCAGCCUGGGAGAGACACAAGCAGGAGCGCGCUGCUGCAGGAGCUGGGACUGUGGCUGGAGCAGAGUCAGGAGACUCAACCCUACCAAGGCAGAGCUCGGAGCAGGGAGAGGGCCAGGCCCAGGGGAAGGCUCCUCCCUCUCAUUAUCACACACUGUCUCACUCCCAAAGCCACACUCUCUCGCACGUCAGCCUGGAGCCCACCGAGACGCCCUUAGGUCCGUCUUUCAUCUCACACGAACUGUAGAGAGCCUCUAACAGUCUGAACAUGCACACGUGCACAAAAGCAUGUGCGCACACCCACACUCAAGACUCAGACCAGCCCAGGCAGUAUCACAUCCACACAGAUAACUUGUAUUGAGUUUCAGCACAGCAGUGAUGGGCAUAAUGCAGAGCUGUGGAAAUGCAUUUGGCAAGCUCAGCUUUCUGCACAUUUUGUUGUGCUCGGAAAAACUCUAAAUGCAUUGCUGUGAUUUGUGGGAGUGUAUUUUUAAAUUGAACACUGUGAACACAUCUAUCAGAGUUUGAAAAAAAUAUUCCAGAAACGAAACCUCAAGUCUGGCAGUGUUUAUUCUUGUAAAAAUCUGGGCACUACUGCCUCAACUGCCACAAUUUGCUGAGCCCUGUCCUUCACACAGCAUUUUGGAAGUUGUAUUUUUAGCUGUACUUUUAUAACUUAAGUUUGAUUUCAUGCUAAAAAUGUGAUGCCAUUGCAUAUACUGAAUCUACGUGGGGUGAGAAACACUAUUCACUUAUCAGUUUCUGUUCUUGUGGUUAGUGGGUUAGAUCAGAACUCUUCUAACAUUGGAUGCCAAAAAAUGGACUGUGACCAUUCAGUAUACAUUUUGUCUGACACUUUACAGGGAGAAAAAAAUAAUACAGAGGAGGAAUGAUUUUUUUUUCCUUCAGUACCACCGAGGCAUGAUUUAAAAUCCAUCUAGCAGUAAAACUCACUGUACACUGUGCUCCAAUAUUUCAAUGUAGAACUCGGUGGUUCACAACUUCUUUGGUGACCCUUUAAAUCAAAGUGACGCGGUGUGAUGUUCCCCAGAUUUAUUUUUAAUUUCAAUACAUUUUAUAGUUCUAAAAAAAAUAUUAUUAUUAUUUUACACAAUAUUACAAUGCAAAUGAUACAGAGGAAGAUACUCUUUUCCCCCAGCAUAUCAUGUUUGUCUUUUUCAUAAUCUCCCUGAUUUAUCUUGCAAACCCUUCGAAGAUCCCCUGCAUCAAGGUUGUGCGCCCAAAGUCCAAUGGUGUUAGAUUUUCAUUCUGACCCGAGGUAACACUGGCUGAUUUCAUUAUUAGUUAAUCUUCUCUGGCAGAGAAUGUUAAUCAGAGGAAUCAGCCACUGUUGUGUUUGGUUAGAGGGGAAAACCUACUGACUCACAGGCCUCAUGCUCAACCAUCCAUGCCUAACCGUGUUUUUGGUCUUCUGACAUUUUUUUCAUUUGAUUCAAAUGCUGAGUUUGAACAUGAAUUAACUGGCUAAUCCAUUUUAAUCAAGAGUUCAGAGAUGAAUAUGCCGUGUUCACAUUUUCAUUUCAGAACAGAUUAGGCUGUUGAAACCAUCCAAUAGACACUUUAACACAACAAAAUGUGCUUAAUUCAAGAUUCCUACUGUUUCCAAUGAAAGACACUGUUUCCAUAAAUUAAAUAUUUUGUGAUGUGCAACAAGCAUUUGGCAUUACAGGUCUAUUUUGCUGUACUGUUUGCAAAGACAGAAUACCAGUGUACGUAUUGACGACAAACUCUAAAUUCAUGUUUUGCCAUCUUUUGUCAUCUGUACCUUUCAAAAAAAGUCUCUUUGCAGCUGUCCUACAUUCAAAGUCAUCUUUUCCACUUCUGAUGAAAGAGUUCACUUUUAAUCCCACAUGAAUUAUGGAUGGAGCCUUUCAUUCACACAUUUGUUAAAAUGUGGGUGUUAGUAUUUGGGUGUCAUGGGAUUAUGGGUUAGAGCGGCAGGUGUAGUGGAUGUUCAGUUCAGUCAAGUGCCUUGUUUCCUCGUGGAGAUACGAGCCUCAAGGUUGUCAAAAAGGCGUACGCAUUGUGGGCACCAUGCAGAACUUGGACAUAUGCCAUGUGUAUACUGUGAAGUUAUUCCACAGCUGUUGUCAGCUACACCUCCAGGACAGAGUGCAAACUAAUAAAGUGUUUCAUACUCGC
Messenger RNA from Scophthalmus maximus (turbot), 3292 nucleotides. RefSeq names its product transmembrane protein 265 (gene tmem265). NCBI's taxonomy places the organism in Eukaryota, Metazoa, Chordata, Actinopteri, Pleuronectiformes, Scophthalmidae. The transcript has 2 exons. The record is from RefSeq and is a predicted model, not a curated record. Bases 312 to 1376 code for a protein of 354 amino acids.